AUGGCUGUCUUCGCCAUCUUCCUUUCUCUGCUCCUCACAACCACUCUCUUCUCUCUCUCUCACCAGCAACCCCCUUUGGACUCCUCCCAACAGCAAUCGCUCUACCACAUUCUCCACUCCCUCAACCCCACCGUUCCCUGGCGCACCCUCUUCCCCGACGACUUCUGCCUCUCCGCCCCACACGGCGUCGUUUGCGACUACCCCACCCAACUAAACCAAACGCCCCACAUUGUCGAGCUCAGCUUCGGCUACGUCUCCGACGAAACCCCCAACCCUCCUUGCUCCUCUAACGCCACUCUCAACUUUCAUCUCUUCACCUCCUUUCCCUACCUCCGCAAACUCUUCUUCUAUAACUGCUUCAACCACACCCCUAUUACUCUCUCUCCACCCCUCUCCUUUCCCUCUUCACUCGAGGAACUUGUUUUCAUCAACAACCCUUCUUUCAUUUCGCCUCUCGCAUCUCUCUUUCAAAAUCUCACCUCUCUCCGGAGGCUUAUUUUGAUCGGAAACGCUUUUCACGGCGAGGUUCCUUCUCAGAUUGGUGGCUUCCUCAACUUGGAAGAGGUUACUUUAUCUAGAAACAACCUUAGUGGUGAAAUUCCCGCUAGUUUGGGGCUCUUGAAAAAGCUCAAAGUUCUUGAUCUCAGUGGGAACAAGUUGGAAGGUUGUUUACCUGACUCGCUUGCGAAUCUCUCUCGGCUUUUGAAGCUUGACUUGAGCUUCAACACUUUUGGUUGCAGAAUCCCUGAGAGUUUAAGAGGGUUGCGAAGUUUGGAGUUUUUGGAUUUAAGUUUCAAUCGUUUCGGCAGUUUCGGUGUGCCUUUGUUUCUAGGGGAGGUUCCAACGUUGAAGGAAGUGUACCUGAGUGGGAAUUUUCUCUCCGGGGCGAUUCCGGAAAUAUGGGAAAAUCUGGGGGGUGUUGAAAGAUUGGGGCUUUCAGAGAUGGGUCUAGUGGGGAACAUCCCUGUUUCAAUGGGGAUGUAUUUGAAAAAUUUGUCUUUUCUUGGACUUGAUAAAAAUAACCUUGAUGGACCUGUGCCCUUUGGGCUUUUGGAGAAUGGUGGUGAGAUCAACUUGGAGAACAACAAUUUGAGUGGGAGAGUGGCAUUGUCAAGAAGAGUAGGACAGAAGCUGAAGCUGAAGGUGGCAGGGAAUAGAGGGCUCUGUUUGGACAACAAAACAGGGUGUGAAAGUGGUGGAGUUUUGGGUCAACUCAAGGCCUGCAAGAAAACUGAUGUUCCUGAUGCUGUCGUUUUCAGUGGGGCUUCUUCUCUGCUGCGGUUUGAUUCUCUUACCUUGUUGGUUGGUCUUGGUUCUGUCGCUGCUGGGGUGCUGCUUGCCUUCACGGGACUUUGA
This is a messenger RNA of Sphenostylis stenocarpa, 1356 nucleotides long. The record is from the annotation of a GenBank genome assembly. Lineage: Eukaryota; Viridiplantae; Streptophyta; Magnoliopsida; Fabales; Fabaceae.